Molecule: messenger RNA, 4545 nt
Organism: Plasmodium gaboni
Lineage: Eukaryota; Apicomplexa; Aconoidasida; Haemosporida; Plasmodiidae
Product: putative gamma-tubulin complex component
Exons: 1
Coding region: 1-4545 (1514 amino acids)
Biological process (GO): mitotic cell cycle; meiotic cell cycle; spindle assembly
Cellular component (GO): gamma-tubulin small complex; equatorial microtubule organizing center; spindle pole
Molecular function (GO): microtubule minus-end binding; gamma-tubulin binding
Source: RefSeq, a predicted model, not a curated record
AUGAAUAAUAUAAAUUUUAGCAAUACGAGCAAUACAAACGGGCAUACUUAUAUUUACAAAGAGAAUUAUGGAAAUAACAAAAUUGGCAUAAAUGAAGAGUCAAGGAAUUAUUCAAAAGAUUCUGAUGAAAUAUAUAAUAAUAAUAAUAAUAAUAAUAAUAUAGAUGAAAUAAAUAAGAGGAAAGAAAAUAUUAAAUAUAUAAGUGAAUUUGCCAAAUAUUUUUUUUUUAUAGCAAAAAAAAUUGCCGCUUUAAAAGAUGGUCGCUAUAAUAAUUUAUGUGACGAUGAAAAAAAUCAGAAAGCCUUAGUUACGCAUUUAAUAUAUAAAUUAAAUAAUAUAUUAUCUUCACUUUUAAAUUUUAAUGUUUUAGAAUAUAAUGAAAAUGAAAAAAAUAUAAAACAAGAAAUUGAAUAUCUAUGUUUAAAGAAUAGUAGUAUAACAUUAAAUAAAAUACGAUACAUGUUAAAAAAACUAGACAACAAUAAUAAAAAAUAUAAAUAUGUUUUAUAUAUAUUAUUAAUGUUAAAAGAAUAUGAUGAUAAAUACCCUCCUAGGAUAUCAGAAAUGCCUAAUAAAAAUACAAAUAAUUUAAACAUUCAUCAUAAUAAUAAUUUUGUAACAAGUAAAAAUAUAAAUGAUAAUAAUAAACAAGUUCAUAAUAUUAUUUACAAUGAUAAGACAUAUGCAAAUAAUUUACACACUGAAGAAAAUUCUUCUCUAAAUAUGACGAGAAACAUAAAUGAAAAAAAUUAUGCGAUAAAAGAACACACAACUAAUAUGUUUCAUGUCCCAAAAAAUACACAUAACAAUUAUAAUUUAAAUAAUCAUAAUAUUAAUGAAGAUACAAAUGAUUUUCAUAAAAAGGAUUAUGGACAUUAUAAUAAUUCAGUACAUAAUUUUAAUCCAAUUAAUCAAAAUGAAUACGAAGAAAAUAAGAAACAAUGUAAAUUAAUCAAUAAAAAUGAUAAUAAUAAUAAUAAUAUAAAUAAUAAUAAUAAUAAUAAAAAUAAUAGUAUCAUUCUUCAUAAAAAUAAUUUAGUAAAUAAAAGCUUAUUUGCAAAUAUUAUUUUAAAUAAUAAAUUUCAUACUUUAGAUGUCGAAGAAAAUUUCCUUCUAAGAGAUCUUAUAUAUCCAUUACAAGGCAUAGACGGAGAAUUCAUCAAAUAUAAUAAAAAUGAAAAAAUAUUUUGUGUACCUAAUAGAAAAGUUAGCUUAGGCAUGCAACAUUUAAUACAUAAUAUUGGUAGCGUAGGUAUGCUAUUCAAAAAAAUAAAAACUUUUAUAACAUAUUCAAAUGUUAAUCAUAGAGGAAAAGUAAGCAUUUACGACGACAAUGAUAGCUUCUCUAGCGAUGCUGAUGAUUAUCAUUAUGAUUAUAAUCAGUGUGAUAAAAAUUCUCACUAUGGUGAUUUAAUAAAUGAUCCAAAUGGUCAUAAGAAUCAAUAUACAAACAAUACAUCAAAUAAUCUUCAGCAACUCAAAUUUAAAUUACACAAUGAAAAUUAUAUCCAACAUAAUACAAAUCAUAACAAAGUAGAAGACAAAUCGUUUUAUGAUGUACACAACGGAAGAAAUGCUAAUGAUUUUUAUAUCAAGAAGAAAAAUAAUGUAGAUGAUAUGAACACGCAAGGUAAUGUAAAUGAUAUUCACAUGAACAGGCAAGGUAAUAUAAAUGAUAUUCACAUGAACAGGCAAGGUAAUAUAAAUGAUAUUCACAUUAACACACACGAUAAUGUAAAUGAAAUUCACAUGAACAGUCAUGUAAAAAAUGGAAAGCUAUUAAAUUAUGAAAAUAAAAAAAGUAAAAGUUCCAAACAUCGAAUAAGUAAAUAUAAGAAAGAAGUUUGUAUGUUAUCUAAAAAGGGAAGUUUAGUAAUAGAUGCAUUAUAUCAGGUAAUACGUGAAUAUAUAAAUGAGUAUUACAAAUUAUUAUCGUAUAUAGAGAGUGAUAUUAAUGAGCAUAUACAUAAAAACACGGUAUAUAUAGGAAUAAAGAAAUUAUAUUUAUUGUUACAAGAAUCUUAUAAGAUAUUAAGAGUGUUGGUAGGUGUGAUAGAUGAGUCCUUGCGAAAUACUGGUUGUACCUUUUUAUCAUAUUUAUAUUCGAAAUCACAAACAUAUGAUUAUGAGGAGCAAAAAAUAUAUAAAAAGAUUUUACAAAGGUGUAUAAAGCCAAUAAAUGAAAUAUUAAAGCAUUGGAUAGAAUAUGGAGAAUUAAAAGAUAAAUAUAAUGAGACAUUUAUAGCAGCUAAUAAGAUUGUGAAUUCAGAAGAAAUAUGGUUGAAUAAAUUUUAUUUGAAUGUGAAUAAAAUACCUUUAUUUCUUAGUUUUAGUAUAGCAAAAAAAAUUUUGAUGACAGGGAAAAGUGUGUAUUUGCUUAAUAGUAUUAUAAAUAAAGAUAUGAUGAAUAAUUAUAUGAAUGGUAAAUAUAUAUAUAAUAAUAAUAGAAAUAAAUAUAUAUCUUCUAUGUCAAAAAUAAAAUCAAUAAUGUAUAACAAAAAGGUUUUAUUAAGUCAUGAAAAAGAAGAUGAAGAUGAAAAUGAAGAGGAAGAGGAAGAACAAAAAAAUGAUUAUAUUAAAAAGAAAGCUAAUAAACAGGUUGAUUAUUUUAAUGAUAUAAAAGUGAAAAGGGGUAUGGAUAAAAAUGACGAAAUGAAUGAUUAUAAAAAUGAUGACAUGUAUGAAGAUGGUCAAAGAGGGGUAAAAAAAAAAAAAAUGGAUAGGAAUAAUAAUAAUUAUAAUAUUAAUUAUAAUAUUAAUUAUAAUAAUAAUUAUAAUAAUAAUUAUAAUAAUAAUUAUUAUAAGAACGAUUCGUUAUAUUAUUCACGCCAUAAUAAUAAAAAUAAAUAUUCAGAAUAUAACAAUGGAUAUAUAGAAGAUGAAGAUUAUGAUGAUGAUAAUAUGAUCGAUGUAUUUUCUAUUAAUGAUAUUAAUAUGUAUAUAGAAAAUAUAGAUGAUUAUAUUAAUAAAGUAUCUGAGAGUAAAAAUAAGAAUUUGAUAAAUGUAUUAUUAAAUAAUUAUAAUUUAUAUGAAACAUUCCAAGCAUUUCGUCAUUUCCUUUUAUUAGUUGAUGGUGAUUUAUUUGAAACAUUAUUUGAGAAUAUGAAAAAUGAUUUAUAUAUGAAUGCAGAAGAAUUAAAAAGACAUUAUCUUAAUAGUAAAUUAGAUUUAUGUAUAAAAUCUUCUUCAUUAUUUACUCAGGAUUCAAAUAUAAUAAAUAAAUUGACACUUGAUAAAUUUAAUAUGAAAAGAGGAGAUACUGGUUGGGAUGUCUUAGUUUUUGAUUUUUUAGUAGAGAAACCAUUAGAUAUAAUAUUUACUAAGAAAAUAAAAAAUAUAUAUAAAAGUAUAAAUAUUUUAUUAAUAAAAUUAAAAAAAAUACAAUGUGAAUUAUCUAAUAUGUGGUAUUUAUUUACACACUUAUUUAAAAUAAUAAAUAUCAUUUAUUAUAAUUCUCUAUUUAAUUUUUGUAAUACUAUAAGAAAUGAAAUGUUUCAUUUUAUUCAAAAUAUAUUAUCUUAUUUUUAUUAUGAUGUUAUAGAUACUAAUUGGCGUGCAUUUCAAAAAAAAAUUUUCUUAUGUAAUAAUUUAGAUCAAUUAAUAAAAGCACAUUAUAAUUAUAUUACACAAAUACAAUAUGAUUUAUUCUUAGGAAAUUAUCAUGACCUUAUAUUAUCAGCAAGAAGGAAACACGAUCGUAACAAUCAUAAUAAUUAUAAUAAUAAUUAUUAUGUUGCAAAUACAGAUGAAGAAGAAGAUAAUUAUUUAUAUAAUGAUUAUUCUUCUUCUUAUACAAAUACACAAGAUAAUGAAUACAUGGAUAUGGAAGAAUAUUAUAUGAGUAAUCAUAAUUUAAAUAUAUAUAAAAAUUCAAAGGAGCAAAAACACAGGAUAAGAAGAAAACACCACCAUCAAGAUGGUAAUGGUGGUGAUGAUAAUGGUGAUGACAAUAAAUAUGAAGAAAGAGGAACAAAUAAAUAUAAUAAAAAUAAUAAUGAAGAUUAUAUUAUACAACCAAAUAUAGAAAAUGAAUCACAUAAGUGUUUAAAUAAAAUAUUAGAUAUUAUAACAAGAUUCAUAAAUAUUACAAGUUCAUUAGUUUCUUUAAUAUGUGAGAAUUAUAAUGAAAUUAAAAAACUUAUACAAGAAAGAAAAGAUAUAGAUAUGGAAGAGAUAACAAAUGAACAAAACGAUGAAAAUAAUAUCAAUGAUGAUCCAUAUCAAAAUCAUGAUAAUUAUAUUGAUUAUAUUAAUUAUUAUAUUAAUUAUAAAAUUAUAGGAGAAAGUACAAUUAAAGAUAUUAAAAUGUUAUUGAAAUAUUAUAGAAAUUAUAUUUAUAAAUUUAUUUGUUUAUUAUUAGGUGAAAAUAAAUUCUUAUAUAUGUAUUCUAAAAAUACAAACAGAGAUAAAAUAUCCUCUCUAAGAUUAUUAGCAUCAAGAUUAGAUUUUAAUCUGUACUAUGUAAGAUUAUCUAAAAUAUCAGACAGAAAACCACAUCCUACAAAGCUUAAUAUAUCUAAACGUAUUAAAAUGAUGAACAUAUGA